UGUUGGUAAGGCAAAAAAUCCUAUAAAUAAGAGAAAUAUCUCCCACCACUAUUUCUGUCACCAUUGUUGUCAUCUUCUUCUUCUUCUCUCUCUCUCUGGUGAAUCUUUUUUUCCCCACUUCUUAAAAAAAAAAAGUUUGAUUCCCUUAGCAGGAAAGAGACACACGAUAAACCGAUUUAUAAGCAAUUAAUCUAUUUUUCAACAAUCUUUUCAAAAAAAAAAAAAAAAUAACUUUUGUCUUUCCAUUAGAUUCUGAUUAUCUCUACUGCAAUCAUUUUUUUUAACCGUUUUCCUCUGCAUGCUUUUCGCUUUCUCUGUGCCUCUUUUCGUUUCCAGAACCUAAAAAAAAAUGGCGGUUUUGGAUUCUGGAGGCGUCGCUGUACCGCCGACGGAGAACGGCGUCGCGGAUCUCGACAGGCUCCACCGUCGUAAAUCGAGAUCGGAUUCUUCCAACGGACUCCUCUCCGAUACUUCCCCGUCGGACGAUGUUGGAGCUGCGGCGGCCGAAAGGGAUCGGGUUGAUUCCGCUGCCGAGGAGGAGGCUCAGGGAACAGCGAAUUUAGCUGGCGGAGAUGCCGAAACUAGGGAAUCCGCCGGAGGCGAUGUAAGGUUUACGUAUCGACCGUCGGUUCCAGCUCAUCGGAGGACGAGGGAGAGUCCUCUCAGCUCUGACGCUAUCUUCAAACAAAGCCAUGCAGGAUUGUUCAACCUCUGUGUAGUUGUUCUUGUUGCUGUUAACAGUAGACUCAUCAUCGAAAACCUCAUGAAGUAUGGUUGGUUGAUCAGAACUGAUUUUUGGUUUAGUUCUACAUCCUUACGAGACUGGCCGCUUUUCAUGUGUUGUCUUUCACUUUCGGUCUUUCCUUUGGCUGCCUUCACGGUCGAGAAAAUGGUACUUCAGAAAUUCAUAUCUGAGCCUGUUGCCAUCAUUCUUCAUGUCAUUAUAACCUUGACAGAGGUCUUGUAUCCAGUCUACGUCACACUGAGGUGUGAUUCUGCCUUCUUAUCAGGUGUCACGUUGAUGCUGCUCACUUGCAUUGUGUGGCUGAAGUUGGUUUCUUACGCUCAUACUAGCUACGACAUAAGAACCCUGGCCAAUUCAGCUGAUAAGGUCGAUCCUGAAAUCUCCUACUAUGUUAGCUUGAAGAGCUUGGCGUAUUUCAUGGUUGCUCCCACACUGUGUUAUCAGCCAAGCUAUCCACGUUCUCCAUGUAUCCGGAAGGGUUGGGUGGCUCGUCAAUUUGCGAAACUUGUCAUAUUCACUGGACUCAUGGGAUUUAUAAUAGAGCAGUAUAUAAAUCCUAUUGUUAGGAACUCAAAGCAUCCUCUGAAAGGGGACCUUCUAUAUGCUAUUGAAAGAGUGUUGAAGCUUUCAGUUCCAAAUCUAUAUGUGUGGCUCUGCAUGUUCUACUGCUUCUUCCACCUUUGGUUAAACAUACUGGCAGAGCUGCUCUGCUUCGGGGACCGUGAAUUCUACAAAGAUUGGUGGAAUGCAAAAAGCGUUGGAGAUUAUUGGAGAAUGUGGAAUAUGCCUGUUCACAAAUGGAUGGUUCGACAUGUAUACUUUCCGUGCCUGCGCAUCAAGAUACCAAAAGUACCCGCCAUUAUCAUUGCUUUCUUAGUCUCUGCAGUCUUUCAUGAGUUAUGCAUCGCAGUUCCUUGCCGUCUCUUCAAUCUAUGGGCUUUCAUGGGAAUUAUGUUUCAGGUCCCUUUGGUCUUUAUCACAAACUUUUUACAAGAAAGGUUUGGCUCCAUGGUGGGAAACAUGAUCUUCUGGUUCAGCUUCUGCAUUUUCGGACAACCGAUGUGUGUGCUUCUUUAUUACCAUGACCUGAUGAACCGCAAAGGAUCCAUGUCCUGAGAAGGACUUUUUACGCCACAGAAAAAAAUUGGUCAAUUGGAAAGAUGGGAGUUACGUAUCCUUUCUCUUUGUCUCUGUCCCUCACUGGAUCUUCUAUUUCUCGUCUUUUAACAAGCCCAUAAAGAAAAGUAGACUGAGAUAAUUGGAUUCUGUUAUGCUGUAAAGAAAAUUUCAUUCAUAUAUGUUUGUAAUAAUCUUUGACGAUUACCAAAAUACCGAGAAAAAUAAAAAUAAGCCUUUCAAU
Molecule: messenger RNA, 2105 nt
Organism: Brassica rapa (field mustard)
Lineage: Eukaryota; Viridiplantae; Streptophyta; Magnoliopsida; Brassicales; Brassicaceae
Product: diacylglycerol O-acyltransferase 1
Biological process (GO): triglyceride biosynthetic process
Cellular component (GO): chloroplast envelope; endoplasmic reticulum membrane
Molecular function (GO): diacylglycerol O-acyltransferase activity
Source: RefSeq, a predicted model, not a curated record